Onychomys torridus (southern grasshopper mouse) is the source of this 1128-nucleotide messenger RNA. It is a transcript of the gene Apoa2, whose product is annotated as apolipoprotein A2. The transcript has 5 exons. Bases 823 to 1128 code for a protein of 101 amino acids. Gene Ontology annotation, cellular component: extracellular region; very-low-density lipoprotein particle; spherical high-density lipoprotein particle. NCBI's taxonomy places the organism in Eukaryota, Metazoa, Chordata, Mammalia, Rodentia, Cricetidae. Gene Ontology annotation, biological process: low-density lipoprotein particle remodeling; lipoprotein metabolic process; high-density lipoprotein particle assembly. Gene Ontology annotation, molecular function: phosphatidylcholine binding; high-density lipoprotein particle receptor binding; apolipoprotein receptor binding. The record is from RefSeq and is a predicted model, not a curated record.
GCCACCUUACUGAGAUCGCCCAGCCUCUUCAAGGUCGAGAUAAACUUUUGAGCACUUGAGACACUAGAGGGAGCGUUUUGUCGCUUGGACCACUGGAGCUCCUUUAACCGGACGUGAGAAAAGUGAAACUACCUUUUGAGCUUGGAGACGUAUUUUAAGAAGGGACGCUCAGGGACUGUGAAGACGUAGUUCACAUCACUCUCAACCUUCCUGAAAUCCUCUGGGGAAUCCACCACACAUCUCCAAAGGACUGCUGCUCACAAACACAGCUCUCCUCCCCUAGAACACAGAACCAACCCCACCACUCCCUCCCCACUCUGGAAUUCUACAAGCCUUCUUGUUAGAACAGGAAUGAUGGGUGAGGGUUUGAGGGAGGCGAGCGGGUUGUGGGCAGAACUAAUUUCUGAAGCAGCUGCCCUCUCUGGUUAGUCCUUCCUUGCAGAAAGGACUAAUAAAAUCCAGGAAGACGACUACAGCCUGUACGGACACUCUUCCCCCGGGGCCAGGGUCAAGCCGUAGUGUGCACGAGAACCCUUCACAAGAGGACAGCUGGAAAGGGGGAAGAUUUCAUAGACAUUGUUUGCACCACCCACCCCUCGCUAGCUCCCACACUUCCACCCCGUAUCUCUCAGUAGCGUUCCAGUGCACAUAGGCAUGAUCUCUGCCCCCUCUGGACUUGCUCUUCUCUGUGUCACCUGACGGGGUGGGGAAGUAGAUGUGUAUAUAGCCCCUGCCUCCAGUCAGGCCCGGAGUAGAUGCCAAGGACAGCGACACUGAACAGCAGCAGUUCUGUUCCUAGGCCACAUCCUCCCUGCUGCCAUCAUGAAGCUGCUUACAAUGGUUGCACUGCUUGUCACCAUCUGUAGCCUGGAAGGGGCUUUGGUUCGGAGGCAGGCAGAGGAGCCGGAUAUGAAGAGCCUGGUCAGUCAUUAUUUUCAGGCCAUGACUGACUAUGGCAAGGACUUGAUGGAAAAGGCCAAGAGCUCGGAGAUUCAGGCCCAAGCCAGGGUUUACUUUGAAAAGACACAAGAGCAUCUGACACCCCUGGUCAAGACAGCCGGAACUAGUCUGAUGAGCUUCCUCAGCAAUUUGAUGAACUCGGAGAAAGCAGAUCCUGGUGCUAAGUGA